Messenger RNA from Dromaius novaehollandiae (emu), 4767 nucleotides. Its product is annotated as zinc finger protein 391-like. The transcript has 2 exons. Gene Ontology annotation, molecular function: DNA-binding transcription factor activity, RNA polymerase II-specific; RNA polymerase II cis-regulatory region sequence-specific DNA binding. The record is from RefSeq and is a predicted model, not a curated record. Gene Ontology annotation, cellular component: chromatin; PcG protein complex; transcription regulator complex. NCBI's taxonomy places the organism in Eukaryota, Metazoa, Chordata, Aves, Casuariiformes, Dromaiidae. The coding region runs from base 37 to 1311 and encodes 424 amino acids. Gene Ontology annotation, biological process: regulation of transcription by RNA polymerase II.
CCGGGAUGCACGGGCGGCGAGGCCAGGCGAGGGAGGAUGGGGGCGGUCCCGGCUGGGCAGCGAUGGCCCGGCGCGGGCGGAGGCCCGCAGCGGCGGACGCGGCGGCUGCCGGCCGGGGCUGCAAGGGUUACAACCAUAGAGCCGGCCGCCUCCCGCGGCGGGGCGGGGGGCAGGAAGUGCUCGCUGGCGGCGCGGGGAUGCGGGCGGCGGCGGCGGCGGCCUCCGCUAGUGAGGCGCCGCCUCAGCCCGCGGUCUGCGCUGCCUGCCUGUAGCCCGGCCCGCGGGCGGGCGGAGGCCGCCGCCGGGCCAGGUGAUGGCAGCAUGAGCGAGCAUGAAGAGGACAACCCCCAGCCAGGUGGUGCGGUGGCAGCCCAACCCCACAGUGCCCUCUCGGACUUCUUUGUGAGGGAAGUGUCGCUGGUGGGCUGUGACCUGGGAAUUGCCUGUCCACGGCCAGACCUCCUCUCAGCGGAGACGAGGCCGGAGAAGGCUCCUCGCUGCGGCUUCCGGAAGCGGAAGGACACAGUGGUCCACCAGAGAGCAUUCAUGGGAGAGAAACCAUACAUCUGUGUUGAGUGUGGGCAGAGCUUCAACCGCAGCUCAGACCUCAUCCGCCACCAGAGGAUCCACACAGGGGAGAAGCCAUAUGUGUGCGUGGACUGCGGGAAGAGCUUCAGCCGCCGCUCUCACCUCAUCCAGCACCAGCGCGUCCACACGGGUGAGCGGCCGUACCAGUGCAAGGACUGUGGGAAGAGCUUCAGCCAGAGCACUCACUUGGUGCAGCACCAGCGCAACCACACUGGCGAGAGGCCUUAUGUGUGCGCCAAGUGUGGGAGGAACUUCUAUCAGAACUCGGGUCUGCUCCGCCACGCCAACUUCCAUACAGGCGAGAAGCCCUACAAGUGCCCCCAGUGUGGGAAGCGCUUCAGUGACAGCUCCAACCUCAUCGCCCACCAGCGGCUCCACACUGGGGAGAAGCCCUACAAGUGUGCUGACUGCAACAAGUGCUUCAGUGAGAGCUCCAAGCUGGUCAUCCACCGGCGCAUCCACACCGGUGAGAAGCCUUACUUGUGCCCUGACUGUGGGAAGAGUUUCAGCCAGCGCUCGCACCUUGUCCAGCACCGUCGCACCCACACCGGGGAGAAGCCCUACAAAUGUGCUGAGUGUGGGACCUGCUUCAGUGACAACUCUACCCUCAUCCGUCACCGUCGCACCCACACUGGGGAGAAACCUUUCAAGUGUUCCCAGUGUGGGAAGAGCUUCAGCCGCAACUCCUAUUUAGUCUCACACCAGCGAGUGCAUGUGUGGUAGGCAGCGUCACUAGGCGUGGGCUGUGGAUCUUCUAGGAUGCAGCUCCUGAUCCAGGCCCCUUUUAAAAUGUGCCUAAAGGAGGAGGAGUGUAGAUGAGGGUAUGUCUACACCAAGGGUAUGAGGCUCAGGGCCCCUGGGUUGUUGUAGGCAACCAGCCAGAACAAUACCUUUGGCCUGUGUUGCCACUUUCAGCCACUUCCUUCUCCCAAUGCCCCUCAGGCACAGGCAGAAGAUGGGCAGUAGUUCUGGAUCCCAAGGUCCUGCCAUCCUUUUUCCCAAGUACUGGGCCUGGAUUCCAUCUGCCACACGACCAACGUGCAGGCAUUUCCCUCCACCUUCCCAUGACAGGUGCCUGGAGAAAAUGUGCAAUAUGAUGAGAAGCUGCUUGCAUGUGCCAUUCUGUGAACAAACAUCAAAUGUCAGGCAAGAUGCCUGUGUCUUGGUCAUGUAAUGUAUGCACGUGUUGCCAUGUCAAGGGAAAUAGGAUGGGAAAUGAGGUCCUUGAAUGUCUCCUUAAGGAGCACACCUAGCUGAAAUGUUGUGGCCUGUACAAUAUUGUGUAGGUUUAUGGAAGCUCACCAUGCCCAUGUUGUGAUCCAGCUAUGGUGGUCAGGAUGGCCAAAGCUAGAUAAGCCCUAAGGAGAGGCUGGAGACUGCAUCAGGCACACGCAGUGUGCAUGGCCAACGUGGAGCACAGGCAAAGGUCACUUGAGCCUGCUUGCAAAAGUAAAGUGUAGACAUACCCUGAACUAGAGAAGGAAGGAAUGCAUUCAAAAGGUUGCAGCAAAUGCUGCUGGGAUGGUAGGAAUGGUAUGGGGGAGCUGUGUGAUAGGGACAAGGCUUAUUCUGGAAAUCUUGGAACUGGUGGGUAACUGAUACAGCAAACUGUCUAACCUGGAGGUUAAAAAAAAAAAAAUCACAGUUGCCGCUGCUAAGGCUGUGGUAUGCAACUUGACAGGUGUGCAGAGUUUCCCGUAAGUUUGUGCUGGUGUGGCCUCCUGGUUCUGCAGAAUUCAGAUUCACACAUAUGGCCCAAGUGGGCUGGUAUAAGCUGUGUUGUAAAAUGGGCCAGAACAACAGCAUCCUGAGACUGACUUGAUUCCAUACCAGUAUUUCCUGAGUCCCAUUUUGACCAGUGUAUGUGUGUGUGUAAAUAACAUCUAUAUGUUUGUAUUCACGUAUGUAUGAAUUUGCUUUUAUAGAAGUGUAUCUUCACACUCAAGUGUGAGCAUUCACACACACACCCUGGCAGUGGUCAAAAGGGCCAAAUGUAUGACACUAUACCAUAUCAGUACUUCUGAAAACAUUAAACAUACUGUAUAUAGUAGCACUUCUCAAUAAGAAGCUGCAAGAUAUAUGUUUGUAUCAAAACGUUUAAAAUUUCAUAUCAGGACAUUCAGUUUUACUCCGACUACUUUGUGUGUGUAUAGGAUCUGGAAUUGUUCUUAUAAACGUGUGCACACACACAAAAGCAAAAUUGUGGCACCUAUGGUUGUAAAGAAUGACUUCUAAAUGGCACUCAGCUUAGCACUCUCCACCUCAUUUUACAUAUGUGCAUAUCAACUGCAGUUGAAGGAUGUACCCCACUCAUUAGGGUUUUAAUGACAAGGAAUUGCAAUGCAACACUUUAAAUUGUUUAUAUUUUUGACUGUUUUACUGCUGAUUAUUUUAGUGAUGAUACCUGACUGGUGUGCUUGUCCAACAUUGCUGGAGCUUAGAAAAGAUAUCUAGUUUUGUGAUGUACUUUACUAAUGCUGCAGCUGGCUCCAUGGCUUCAGUAUGUCUUUGGAACAGAACAAUACAUAAUGAAGCCAGCAGAAGGACAGGGGCUAGGGUGGGGAAGAGACUAAGGAAACAAAGAGGCAAAGUAGAUCCAGGGAUCUGAGCAGCUGCUGGCCAGGGGUGCUUGUGAAUGGCUUGUUCUGCAGCUAGUUCUGCAGAACUCACUACUCUCCAAGGGACUGGCUUCCUUUCUGCAAGCCGCUCCUUGACGCUCAACUGCUGAUAAAAAUGUUAUUUUCAUAUUUAAAAAAAAAAAAACUUUAGGGGGAGCGUGUUUGCAGCUCCUAAAGGAACAAGGCACCUUUGUGUGCAGCUGCUUAGGGAAGUAGAAGGAGCUUUCUGAAAUGAGGUGGGCUUUGUUUGCACCGGAACCAAAGCUUCAUUUGGAAAUGCACAUUUUUAUUUUUAGAUUUCUUUUUGUUCCUCUCCUGCUGGUGGAUGGCCUCAAACCAGUCUCUUCUUGGUUUCUAACUUUCUUCUGGAAAGUGUUUUGGAAAUGUGACCAAUGGUCAUCUAGUUGGUUCCAGAAGCUUCAAGAUUUUUAUUUACAAGCAGACUUUCAAAAGGGAUACUACAGUUUUCAGCUGGUAGACUCAUUUUUAACUCAAUUCAGAGGUCCAACAACUGUCCCAUUCCAGUUUGUUUUCUAAAGGAAAUCUAUAGCACUACAAAUGUGUGGCUGGCUGAGAAGGCCUGCUGACCUGGGAAAGUCAUCUUGUGAAUGCAUCUUUUUUGGGGGGAGUCUGUAGCAGAUAAAGGAAAUCACAUCUGAGUCUGCACAUGAGCAUAAGUGCAAAAGGGAAAUCCUCACAUCAAGAUUCCGGUUUGAGAAGCCAGCUGCCCUUAAAUACUCCUUCACAACAGUCUUCAGAGCAUCUCUUUUCCUUCUAUGUGCUUUGUGAAGUGCUGUGUACACUGAACAGUGCUCUAUAAAUUAAAACUACUGACGUGCAUUUAUUUCUAAGAUCUUUAUGAACAUAUUUAAAACUGUAUGUCAAAUCAAGGUGGCCUUAGGGUUCACAGCACAUUGCCAGUGCAGUAGUCUUAGCUGCUAGGAUUGGAUUGCUCGCCAGCGUAAGCACCAUCUCUGGAUUUCCUUUCCACAGCCAGUGUUAGUUUUCCCUGUUCAGUGUCACUUGGCUGAAAUCAUUCAGUUUCCCCAGACAGUCCCUUUCCUGUUUGUGACCAUCUAGCUUGAGGAUCUGGGUACCAUUCUUUCUUUGCUAUUGCAGAAGUUAUAGGGUAUGUUCCUCUUCUUCCAGGAGUUUAAUCACUUUGUGGGCAGCACAAAGUCAUAAGCCAAAUUCAGAAGAUGGAGAUAUGGGCAUAUACAAAAGGUCAAGAACUGGAAGGUUUUACUUCCACAGCAGCUAGCUUACUGGCUUCUCUACUAGCUGUCUCCUCCUUCAGGAUUGUAGAGGGAGACUACUGGGGAAAAAACAAAAGGUAGUAAGUUACUGUCAUUUCAGCAGAGUAUCCCUAGCUCACUCCAUCCUAGGCCCUUGGUCCCCAGCUGGUGCCCAGAUCCUCCUGCCAGUUGAGGGAGUUCUGCAAUUUCCUGUUGUGCUAUUGGUGCUUAGAUACUACAGUGAUGCUGUGGCACUUUAGAAAUACCUAAGAUAGAUGGGCAAAUGGAUAAAUGAUGUCUCUGAAAUAAAUUUUUUCAUCCCAGUG